This is a messenger RNA of Suillus clintonianus, 1773 nucleotides long. RefSeq lists its product as uncharacterized. Lineage: Eukaryota; Fungi; Basidiomycota; Agaricomycetes; Boletales; Suillaceae. Gene Ontology annotation, molecular function: protein kinase activity; ATP binding. The coding region runs from base 1 to 1773 and encodes 590 amino acids. The record is from RefSeq and is a predicted model, not a curated record. The transcript has 4 exons. Gene Ontology annotation, biological process: protein phosphorylation.
AUGUCUUCCAGUUCAGACUCAUCAGCCGGUGGUGAACCACCAAUGACAACAACCUCGUCACUCGAACUUCCUGGCGCCACUUCAUUCGACACUUACCUUUGCGGGGCAUCACUCAGCUCUGCGGGCUUCCCACCUGUAGGCGGACGCACAGUCAAUACUGUCAAGGGCCUUUUGAGGGCAGAGCUUGAUGGCCAUGUCAUUGAUGAGUCUGGCCUUGCCCAGAUGAAGUUUACCGACUCCAUUUUCCGUGCGCUCAUCCCCGUAUCGACCUUCCAAAAUCAUCACGUCGAAAAGAUCAGGUACCACAAGAAGGAUGGCGCAUCUGUAUACAUACAAAACAAGUGGAAUUACAGCCGCAGGAAAAAGAGCAAGGGUUCAGGGAGGGACGCCACCGAUACAGACAUCGUUGACUCGGAUGAUUUGCGUGCAGAACUUGAGGCCUUGGAUUCUCAUGGUUCAACAAUCUUCUCCCAAGGGACCGACGGCGGGAGUGACGAUGAAUUCAAUGGCAGUGUAAAGGCAGGAUCAAAGAGGAAACGGAAAAAGAGUUCGACCGAGAGGGACUUACAGUACCUGUUCCAUGCUGUUCAGUGGGCCCUGCGUAAUCGAACUGGAUACGCGAAGAAACUUCCCUAUGAAAUUUCGCCCAUCGAGCGGUACUGGUCUGCCGAGUUUGCCAACUCACCCAUACCAGACCUAUACAACACGCAGAAGCCCGAUGUCGCCCUGUUCUAUUACAUGAACAAACAUGAGGAAAAGAGAUGGGUUGAUGUCUUGAGCUUCAUGGAACACACCUCCAGCAAUUUUGUUGCAUCUCCUGAUUUAUCAGUGUAUUGUGGAUCUACCACCAAGGUGUACCUCAUCAUGCGAGAACAACCGUGGCGUCGCUUCGUUCUCGCCUACUCCAUUUGUGCAGAAAAACUUCGCGCCCAUUAUUUUGACCGCUCGGGCCUCAUCAUAUCCCUUCCAACCCCCAUCCAUACACACCCAAUACGUGUCCUCGAGGCAAUAGCCACAACCGCGAUAGCAGAUCCGAUGUACUUUGGCCUCGACCCCACCAUCCAUAUGUGCAUCGUUGCUUGCAAGGGUACUCACCCCUCUCUGGCCGAGGGGGCGCAAGGAUGGGUUGUCAAUAAUAGCGGUAAAACGUACUCAAUCAUGGAUGUGUUAUGGAAGAGUCAGGGUUUCUUCUGUCGCGGAACGGUUUGUUAUCGCGUCAGAGAUCCUACUGAUGGGAAGGAUUAUGCGAUGAAGGACUGUUGGGUACCUGCGGCAAAGCGAUAUCAUGAAGCGACCGUUCUCGAGCGAGUCAAGGGCAUCCCUAAUGUUGUUCGACUCGUGGAUCAUUGGGAUGUCAUGUUUGACGGGAAGCCCGACUGUACAGCACAAAUUCGUGAUCGCUAUCAGCGGUUUGACCCAGACGAUAGAGAGUUCAGCUCUAGGAAGGAGCUGGUAUGCGCUUUUCGUGACUUUGUCAUUGCUCAUGGACUCAUGGUCGAACGUGGAGUUCUACACGGGGACCUCAGCCCAAACAAUUUUAUCCUUCACGAGGGUAUCGGGUACUUCAUCGAUUUCAAUCAUGCCGGAUUUUUAGAGGAAGGCAAGACGUCUACGAUUUCAUUUGGAACUGGGACUAUCCCAUACAUCUCCAUGCGCGUCCUUAAGAUGGUGUCGAGGAAUGCCGAGACCAUCAAAAAGACACCUGACUGUCAUAUUCCGUACCUGAAGCUUCUCGUCCGGUCCGGUCCAUCCGUUCUCUCGGUUCCAUUCUAG